AUGUCAAUCUCGUCUUCUGGUUACGGAGCUAGAGCCAGUAUCACCAACCUCAAAGCUUCUAGACCCAAGCGACUAGGACAAGGUCUUCAGGAAUUGCACAAGAUCGAUGUGCAACGCUUGGACAUGAGGUUAACCAGUCAAUCCACGACAAUCAUGCUUCGCCAGUCGACCUUCAAGCAACUGCCCAGGUCCUUUGGAUCCGCGGCCAAAGCCGCAACACGAACUCCAGCUUCACGCCGAACCUUCCUGAGCCCUCCGCGAAGCCAACCCAAUGAGCACCUCAACCGCCUUGACGUCAACAAGCUCUCGGAGCAACAGCUCAAGUAUGCCCGCAACCGCCGCGCCUUCCUCUGGACGGGGCUUUUCUGUAGCGUCAGCUCCAUGAUCUACGUCGGCUACCUCAUCAAGCUCGAGCUCAAGAAACCCAUCCAGGCCGAUUCCAGCCUGCCUUCGACCGAUCCUCUCGCUGGCACCAACGCCGCCGAGCGCAAAGUAGUCUUGCGCGACGAAAAAGGCCACGAACUCGUCCCAACCGGCAACAGCACCGUCCCAACUUUCCCGCGUACGCUCGAGCUCGGUAGCUUUGAGGGGGCCAUCGCCCCCGGCCCCUCCGCCUCGGGCUUGGCCCCGACAAUCACCGGCCCCGACCAGACCGAGUACACCCUCGUGGGCUUCGGUCUGCGCACCGUCACCUUCAUCGGCAUCCAGGUCUACGUGGUGGGCUACUACGUCGCCACCGCCGACGUGGCCUCGCUGCAGUCGGCGCUGACCAAGAAGGUCAACCCGAUUGCCACAACGCUCGUAGCCGGCGAGCGCGACCAGCUGCGCACCGAUCUGCUUGACCCCGCCAAGGGUAAAGAAAUCUGGGACGGCCUGCUGGCGAACGGAAUCCCUGCGCGGUCCGUCUUCCGUGUGAUUCCCGUGCGCGACACCGACUUCCACCACUUGAGGGAUGGCUUCGUGCGUGCCAUCCAGGCUAGGGCUGGUAAGGUUGGGGACGAGCAAUUUGGCGAGGCGAUGAAAGACUUCAGGCAGAUUUUCAACCGCGGAAAGGUUCCGGCAAAGCAAGAACUUCUGUUAAUCCGCGACGGAGAGGGUAAGUUGAGCGUUGUGUAUGACGAUGGCGGCAACAAGAAGGAAGGGAGGCCGGCAGGGAGACAGCUGGUUGGCACCGUUGAUGACGAGCGUGUCUCACGUGCUUUGUGGCUGAACUACUUGGCUGGUAAGAAGGUUGCCAGCGAGCCGGCGAGAAAGAGCAUAGUCGAGGGCAUCAUGGAGUUUGUGGAGAGGCCGGUUGGAACCAUCGCGGCCCAGGUGGUAUAG
Neurospora hispaniola is the source of this 1323-nucleotide messenger RNA. Its product is annotated as chalcone-flavanone isomerase-domain-containing protein. Gene Ontology annotation, molecular function: intramolecular lyase activity. The record is from RefSeq and is a predicted model, not a curated record. Bases 1 to 1323 code for a protein of 440 amino acids. The transcript has 2 exons. NCBI's taxonomy places the organism in Eukaryota, Fungi, Ascomycota, Sordariomycetes, Sordariales, Sordariaceae.